CUGCGCGAGGCGAGAUGUCUGUUAACACCGCCGCUGUUAUUGCGCUGUUGUUGGAAGAGGAAGACGAUGACAUUUUAUUGUUGCAUUCCAGGAAAAGACGAAAGCUGGUAAUGCCUUUAUAUACACGUAGAACUGCAGAAGGUAGUUACACAGCACUAAUAAAAAGACAUUUAUUAGGUGAUGAAAAUAUCUUCAGGAGCUACUGUCGUUUAAAUAAUAGACAGUUUACUUUCGUGCUCAGUGUUAUUAAAGAUGACAUAAUGCCACAGUGCCUAAGAAAAGCAAUAAGUGCAGAAGAAAAAUUAUAUUUGACGCUGAGAUUCUUGGCCACAGGCGAAAGUUACCGGUCUUUAUCAUUUGCGUAUCGUAUAUCGCCAUCUUACAUAUCAAGAGUUGUUAAAAAUGUUUUGAAGAUAUUAAGAAUAAGGCUGCUGCCCAUGUUGAUGCCACCUUCUACUGAAUCAGAUUUCAGACGUAUUGAAGAAGAAUUUUGGCUUAAAUGCAAUAUACCUAAUUGUGUAGGCGCUAUAGAUGGAAAACAUGUUCACAUAAGGGCACCAGAGAAAAGUGGAUCUCUGUUUUCUAAUUACAAAGAUUUUUUUCAAUUGUUCUGCUGGCUAUUGUGGACGCAAAUUGGAAAUUCAUUAGCGUUGAUGUCGGCGCUUACGGAAAAAGUCUGAUAACGGUGUAUUUCAGAAAUCGGCUAUAGGCAAGAAAAUAGCCGCAAAGGAGUUUAAUAUACCUCCACCAAAAUGUUUGCCAGGCACAGAUGUGAUAUUACCACAUUUCCUGAUAGGAGACGAAGCGUUUGCUCUCAGUGACUGUAUGAUGAAACCUUAUUCCAGAAGAGUUGCUGCAUCACAUCGAGACAAACAUAUCUAUAAUUAUAGAUUAUGCCGUUCUCGUCGAGUGUCAGAAAACGCCUUUGGGCUAUUAAGCCGAGUAUUUAUGGUAUUUUAUAGUCCUAUUGCUGUGGCGCCUGAAGUGGCAGACGACCUCGUUUUGUCGGCAUGUUGUUUACACAAUUUGCUACGAGACGGUUAUCUUGAAGAAAAUGGUAUUCCAUUUUAUCGCUAUAGUUUUAACGAAGCAACCAGCCAAAACAACAUGCAUAGCUUUCCUCGUUUUGGAGGAUUUCUAAACAGCAGUGGUUUUGAAAUUAGAGACAAACUUAAAGAUUUUUUCUCCAGUAAAUACGGUUCUGUGGCGUGUCAAGAGGCAGCAGUUAACAAUGAGUUGUGAAUAACAAUGGAUUGUAAAUAAUGAUUUAUGUAAGACGAAACAUAUAUACUGUUGCCUUUUUAACAUCUUCAUAUAAUAAUUGUUAGUGCACAUACGGAUCUAUUUGUUAUUAAAUAAUUGGUUGAAUGUACGUACUUGUUUUAUUUAAC
Molecule: messenger RNA, 1391 nt
Organism: Schistocerca serialis cubense
Lineage: Eukaryota; Metazoa; Arthropoda; Insecta; Orthoptera; Acrididae
Product: putative nuclease HARBI1
Exons: 2
Coding region: 15-680 (221 amino acids)
Source: RefSeq, a predicted model, not a curated record